AUGUUUGGAAUGGGCGGAAAUAGUUCACAAUCUCUUUUAGAACCCUCAGGAGGUGGCUCUGGCUAUUUUGGAGGUGGAGGAGCAUCCGUCGUAUACGGAAAACACGGAUCAGGUGCAGGAGGUUCUUCGUAUGUGUCAGGAUGUGAUGGAUGUGUUAGUGUUUCAAAAGACUAUUCAUUUGAAAAUAAUAAUACAUUCAUUGGCCCUGUUCAUUACUCAGGCCUUUCAUUCAAGAACAUUCGAAUGCUAUCAGGCAGCGAACAACUCCCAUCUUUCAACGUAUCAAUGACGAACCAAUAUGUUACAUACGAACAAGGUCAUCUGGGUGAUGGUGCUUUUAAAAUCACUCUUCUUGAGCAUUUCAGCAUCUGUUCACUUAAACUGAAUCUAUAUUGUUUCUCAUAUUUUCAAUUUUUCUUAUUAAAUCUACCAAGCAUUUUCCUUUCUUAA
Messenger RNA from Trichomonas vaginalis G3, 450 nucleotides. Its product is annotated as glycine-rich protein family. Lineage: Eukaryota; Parabasalia; Trichomonadida; Trichomonadidae. Bases 1 to 450 code for a protein of 149 amino acids. The transcript has a single exon. The record is from RefSeq and is a predicted model, not a curated record.